AUGAAAUUCCUCGUACUAGCUGCUGCUUGCCUUGCCGUGGCCGUUGCUGGCCCCACUCGUGGUAGUUUAAUACCCGACAGCGCUGGUCCCAUCUUAAUCCCAGAAGAAGAUAUUUCUACUGGUCCUGCUCUGAUCCCAGAAAACAUCGCUACUGACCCAGCUCUGGUCCCCGAAAACAUCGCUACUGACCCAGCUCUGAUCCCCGAAAACAUCUCCAUUGGACCUGCCUUAAUCGACGACGCACAAAAGCAAUCCAGCCUCGUUCAAGUUAUCAUCAACAUCAACUCUAAAAGCCACGUUAUCGAGAUCCCCGUGGAAGACGCCACCAUCCCCGAAGUCGAAGACAUUAAUGUUGGACCCGCUAUUAUUGAGGAAAUCAAGCCUGACCCCGUUGACAUUGUUGACGAGAGCAUCAAUGUUGGAGUACCUGACCUCCCCCUUGCCCCAUCCCCCGCUGAUAUUGGCACCCCAGAGCUCCCAGGACUCGAUGCUGACAUCGCACAAAACAUCCCCGAGGAACUCAAGUAA
Pieris macdunnoughi is the source of this 528-nucleotide messenger RNA. Lineage: Eukaryota; Metazoa; Arthropoda; Insecta; Lepidoptera; Pieridae. The record is from the annotation of a GenBank genome assembly.